This is a messenger RNA of Halichondria panicea, 1177 nucleotides long. RefSeq names its product transmembrane protein 65-like. Gene Ontology annotation, cellular component: mitochondrion. The transcript is spliced from 6 exons. The coding region runs from base 148 to 1041 and encodes 297 amino acids. NCBI's taxonomy places the organism in Eukaryota, Metazoa, Porifera, Demospongiae, Suberitida, Halichondriidae. The record is from RefSeq and is a predicted model, not a curated record.
ACCAGCAUAAUAAAAAUAGCCUAUGAAUCUACAUACCUAGACUAUACAUGCUAUAUAUAUACUAGACUAUUAGAGCUAGCUAGCUAGCUAGAGGACAUCGACAACAACCCGUAAGUACCUGCAGCUACCUCUGGUGGAAGUGACAAAAUGGCAGUUAUAUCCAUUCAUUCCUCAAGGCUCGUUUUAUCUCAAGCUCUCAGAAAUGCUGGAAUCAGUGGAGAAUUGACAUGCAAACAAAAGCAUCAAGUCUCACAAAAUGCAAAAACUCUUCUGAACAAUAUACCGAAUGAUGACCGAAAAGAUUGCGAUAAUCAGAGAAAUGGUCCGUUGUUGAAUAUAACUCACCAGUACACAUACCACACUCGACAGUUUUAUCCCAUGACAUCACCCGGACCCAUAGUCCUACAAGUGCAGCAGAGGGGAAGAAGAUCUCUGCACACUGGUACCUGUAGCCUGGCUGCUGUGAGUAAACCGUUGCUCUCGUCGCGAAGGGGAAAGCUAUCUAAUCUAGAAGACGCUAAGCAGUAUGUGGCCUCUUUGACUGUGGUGCAGAAAAGCACACUAGAGAAAGCUCUUGAGGAAACGAGGGUCGAUGUUGAUAUAACGGAAGAUGCCAUUCAUUAUCACGGAGUAGCAGUACCCAAUAGAAACCAGCUCAAAUUAUUGUGCUAUCAGAGUGCUCUGCCGUUCAUUGGAUUUGGUUUCCUAGACAACGUCAUCAUGAUCACAGUGGGUGAGUACCUAGACUGGACCCUGGGGCUGACACUAGGUAUCUCCACAAUGGCAGCUGCUGGCCUUGGAAACAUGAUCUCUGAUCUGGCAGGGCUCGGCUUGGCAGACCAGGUGGAAGCCGCUUGCUUACGACUGGGUAUUCCAAAUCCUAAACUCUCAUCUACUCAACUCAAGCACAAGUCAUCGAGAUGGUCCAUUUUACUGGGGCGCUGUGUUGGCAUUGCCAUUGGCUGCACCAUAGGCAUGGCUCCCCUGUACUGGAUUGAUAACCCGCACAAAAACAAAGAUCACGAACACAGUGACGAAUAACUCUUUACACACAAUAUAUCAUAAAUAUUUUGUACACAAUCAACAAAAAAUGUGGCUGUUCUAUUAUUAGUUUUGUCUAUUGACGUUCUGUGCUGCUAUGCAAGUUUUGCACUAGUUUCAUUUUGUUGAAAACUGC